Messenger RNA from Equus quagga, 4376 nucleotides. RefSeq names its product coiled-coil domain containing 30 (gene CCDC30). The record is from RefSeq and is a predicted model, not a curated record. The transcript has 22 exons. Bases 870 to 3479 code for a protein of 869 amino acids. NCBI's taxonomy places the organism in Eukaryota, Metazoa, Chordata, Mammalia, Perissodactyla, Equidae.
CUAAGGCACCUGCGACGGGCCGCGGAGCGGCGGGGGAGCGGAGCGGCCCGGGGACCCUCGCCGCCUCUCCAAAAGACGAUUUCCGGCCUGGUUCCAGAGUUUCCCGCCUCAGCCCCGAGGAGGGAAGCAGCUAUUCUCCGCUCUUUUUCAGCGUUCCCGGUCUUUCCCGCUUCUCUCCCCAGUAUGGCCCGAAACGACUGGACGAGAGCCUCCUCUGGCUCGGCCUUCCGAGCCGCGGGCUGGAGGGAUUCCGCCUGAAGAACGACUCGCCCGUUGCCCGGGACCCAGCCGCCACAGGCAUCUGGAAUUAGGCUGCCGCUCCUAUGGAGAGAGGGCUCAGAACGCCCCAGUUAGGUAGGCAGUCCUUGUCUCACUUUCCAGGCCAAGACUCACCCUUGCACAGACGGCGGCACCUGACGGUCCAGGCCGUUACAAGGUCCACGAGGCCACGGCUCCCCCGGUUUGAGGCCUGAGAACAAAGAACUGCCAUUUUUGGCUUCCACUUUAAUUCCCGAUGAAGCUCUGGAGACCCUUUGUAUCCUCAACUUCAGACGUCAUCAAUAUGAGUAUCAGAUGAUAAUUAAAAUUCUAUAUAUCAUCCACCGAAACUGUUGAUAUGAAAAUGAUGAGACUCUGGAAAACUUAGCAAGAAAGAAGAAAAAUUAAAAAAAUAUAGUUUUGCUGUUAAAAAAACAAAAGUGAAGGGAAAAGUUCAGUUCAAAGACGUACUUCACCAUCUCAAGAAAGAAGGGAUUGAACCCCUUGCUACUGCAGAAGAACAACUGUCUUUUAUCUGGUGCUUAUUCUAGCACGGUGAAGACAGGCUGAGGGCUGCUACCAGAAAUCUAGAAGAGCUUUCGGUGAAGCACAUGGAAGAAAUGAAAGAAGUGGAAAAUUGUGCAAACCAUGUGUGUAACUUAACAGAAGAAAGAGAAGGAUUUUCUAGUGGUUAUGAAAAGGAAAAUGAACAGCUUAGACAUGAGUUUAAAGGGCUCCAAGUCAAACAGGAAGCAAAAAUAAAGGAGGUUGAAGAAAUGUUGUAUCAAGAAGGCUUAUCUGAUAUAGCUCUGAGCAGCCCCAGUGAACAGACUGCGUACUUACUGGUGGAAAGAAGUGCACUCUUGAGGAAACUGGAACUUGGGGGCCCCAAGGCAGAGUCACAAAGAUGUAUGAGCAGUAACCUACUGAACGAAUUUCCCCAGGAGAAAUUUGAACAAAUCAACCAACCUCUGCAAAGAGAACAUCAGAAACAUCAGGAACCUGUGCAUCUGUCUAAAGAACAUCUGAGUGAGUCCCAUAAUGAAGACCUGGAAAAAGAGAAAGUAUCACAAAACUGCCUAGAGAGAGAUGUGGAACAAGAAGCAAAGAAGCUGGAAAUGGCCCAUGAAGAGAUCCGAAGGCUCGCUGAUGAGCUACAAGGGAAGGAGAAAGAACAGAGUAAAUUAGAUUCUGCACUUGAGAAGGCUCAACUAGAAAUUGAGAAAUUGAAAGGACAUUUGAUAAAGCUGAAAGAAAAUGGUUCAAUUGACUUACAGAAAGCAAAGGAACAUAAUAAGAGACUGGAUGAGGAAAUCCUGGCUUUAAGGAAUCGCGUUCGAUCACUUGACUCAGAAAAGAAAGAGCUUGGAGAAGUGGUCGAAAGACUUAAAGGAGAGAUUGGUGAAUCUCCAGAGAAUAAGCAACUUGGAAACCUCUCCCCUGGAAAAACUGUGGGUGCUGAACAGAGAACACAGAUAUUGAAAAUGAGCCAAGAAAAAAUUGAAAUAUUUGAAAGAGAGUUGUCAGAAGAAGGAGAAAGGAGAAAGCAAUUGACAUCUGAUCUUAAUACUGUACAGAAGGCUUUGAAAGUUGACAGUGAGGAAUUACAAAAAUCAAAAUCAGAACUUAUAUGCCUUUAUCAUGAAAUUCAAAGUCUUCCAGGGGCAGCAGAAGACAGAGACCAUUUUUUAAUAGCAUAUGACCUGCUACAAAGAGAGAAUUCUGAAUUAAAAACGAAGGAUCCAUCACCUGGAGAAAAACUGAAAUACCAGCAGCAAGAGGAACUACAACAACUUCGCCAGAAUUUGCACCGGCUCCAGAUUCUUUGCAACUCAGCUGAGAAAGAGCUUCGCUAUGAGCGAGGAAAGAACUUGGACUUAAAGCAACAUAAUAGCUUACUUCACGAAGAAAGCGUUAAGAUCAAAAUGGAACUAAAGCAGGCCCAGCAGAAGUUGUUAGACAGUGCAAAGAUGUGCUCAUCACUCACGGCAGAGUGGAAGCACUGUCAGCAGAAAAUCAGAGAACUGGAGCUGGAAGUACUUAACCAGGCUCAGAGCAUUAAAUCACAGAACAACCUACAGGAAAAGCUGGCUCAGGAGAAAUCCAAAGUUGCUGAUGCAGAGGACAAGAUCUUGGAUCUGCAGCAGAAAUUAAAGCAUGCUCAAAAAGUCUGUGUCACAGACACUUGUAUUUUGGGGAAGAAGCAACAAGAAGAAAGGAUAAAAGAAGCAAUGGAAAAUGAAGCUAAAAUAAAGCAACAAUACGAGGAAGAGCAGCAGAAGAGGAAACUCCUGGAUCAGAAUAUAAGUGAGCUACAAAAGCAAGUGAAACUCUUACAGGAUAAAGAGAAUCAACUGGAAAUGACCAGUUCUCAGCAACAAAUCAGAAUUCAACAACAAGAGACCCAACUUAAACAAUUGGAAAAUGAAAACAGAAAAUCUGAUGAGCAUCUCAAGAGCAACCAGGAGUUGUCGGAGAAGCUGUCUGGGUUGCAGCAAGAGAAAGAAGCUCUGUGUGAAGAAUACGGGCAGUUUCUGAAGCAGCUUGAUGUGCAUGUGAGAAACUAUAAUGAGAAACAUCAGCACUACAAAGCCAAGCUUCGGAGAGUCAAGGAUCGUUUAGUGCAUGAAGUAGGACUACGAGAUGAGAGAAUCAAACAACUUGAAAAUGAAAUUGGAACGCUGCAGCAACAAGUGAAAAUGGAGAAGACAUUCCAGGACCAGAUCACUGCCCAAAAUAAUAUCCUGCUCCUAGAAAAUAGGAAACUUCUUGAGCAACUCACAGAGCAAGAAGAACUGAUCCACAGCAACAAAUGGAUAAUGUCUUCAGUCCAGAGCAGAGUACUUGUGCUGGAUAAAGAAAAUAAGCAAUUACAGGAAAACAGUCUCCGGCUCACACAGCAAGUUGGCCUCUUAGAGCGCAUUAUAAGGAGCGUCCAGAUUCGCAGAGGAGAGGAAACAACAAUUAGUGACAUCCCUGAAUUUGAAGCAUUGAACAAAAUCUUGCCCUUACCAAACUCCAGUUUUUCAGAAACAGGUUUGGUAGAGUCAGUUGGAAGUCUUCAGGAGACUGAAGAGCACGAGUCAGAAGAAGCCAUGGCAAACCCCAAGGCUCUCGAGCCUCUUUCAUGUUCACAGAAUUCCAAAGCUGGACCCAUAAACGUGGCUUCUCUGAAAGAGAGACGAUGUAUGCAAGAACAGGACCAAAAGUCAGAACUAUAAAAUCAGUGGUUUCUAAAACUAGACUGAUCAAAGCUGCUAGCUGACAGCUUGGAUGUGAAGGUGGAACGUGAUAUGGAGAAGAGUCAUCACAGAUCCCCACUGGGCAUCAACCAGGAGUCUUCAAAACUGCUGAUAAAUUCAUUAAACCAGUUCUAAAAGUGGAUUUCUCAAGUUUGUUUGAUAUCCUCAAAUGCCUUGUAUUGAUCAAUGUCAUAACAAGUUCAAUGGCUUAAUUAGGUUCCUGCUCAGCAGAACACAUAUAUGGCUAAUUCAGCAUACUUUACCAUUAUUGUGAGUAGUUUCUUAUUUAUUUUUUAAAAGUAAAAUAAAACAAAUACUUUAAAAAGGAAAAACAACACUUCCUAUAAUCCCACAUUCUUAACACAACUAUUUUCAUUUUAGAGUUAUUUCCUUCCGGUUCUGAUUCAAAUGCAUGAAUUUUAAAUGGUUAUCAUACUACAUAUUCAUUUUCAUAGUCUGAUUUUUAAUUUAAUAUACCAUAAAACAUUUUCUCAUAUUUCAAUAGUCUUCAUAACUAUUGUUUCAUAGCCACCUGAUAUUCUAUCAUGUUGAUGUUGUAUAAAUUUUCUUGUUGACAUUUAACUUGUUUCUACUUUUUCACUAUUUAAGAUUAUGCUGUGGUGAAAGUCUUUGUGAAUGUAGCUCUUUUCUUCUCUUGAAUUAUCCUAGAAAACAAAUUCACAAGAUUGGGUCAAAGGAUAUAGAUGUUAUAUAGUUUUGGUAUGUCAUUUAUUGAAUUACUUUAAAAAAAAAGUUGUGCAUACUGUUUCCAUAGUCAAGUUAUUCAACCUCUUUAGGCCUCAAUUUCUUGAUCCAGAAAAUGGGAACAAUAAUAGUUCCUAUCCCUUGGGGUCAUGAGGACCAAAUGAAAUGAAG